GGUCCGACCCCAGACGACAGCGGCCCACUGGGUAAAGGUGGGUCGCCCUGCAGACUGUACCUGGCGGGUGCUGUGGGUAGAGGGUAGGUUGUGUACAGCCAGUGUACCUGUGUGGAUAGUCACCUAACGUUUCGCACUUCUUACAGGACCUCCAGUGACCGCCAACACGCACGCACGCGCGGACGACGCUGGCCGGUGCGUUCGCCGGACUGUCCGCACAUGCAGUGCACGUGCCGGGGUGGACCACAGCAUAGACAGGAUGCUGCAGCGGGUGUGGGGGUGGCGCUGCGGUCUGCUGCAGGUCCUCCUGGUCACCUGGGCUGCGUCAGUGUCAGUGGCGGGCAGCCUCUACCGACUCGUCACUCCAUCCUACUACAUUUUGUUCUCGGGGGACCUGGAGGUGACUUUCUACAUGCCGUCCAACGUGUCGCUUCCUAACGCCUUUGUGCGGCUGCGCGGCUUCAACCCUCGCCUCGGUCAGUGGCAAGAGAUCACCAGCAUGGGACUACCUCUGGGGCAGACGACGGGAAACCUUUCUGUGGCCUGCGGCGUGCUGGAGUUUGGCGGCCAGUACUCUCUCACCAUGCUGAUGCAGACGACAGGGCCUGUGUUGGCUGAAACAACAUUCUACUCUCUGUGGCCCAACCUGGUGCUUCACCUGCCAUCCUCUCACCUGGCGCUGACAGCAAACGUCGUCAUGGAGAUUCGCUCCAGCGCCACCUGCGGGUCGCGCCUGCACCGCGAGUUCCUGUCCCUGGUGCUAACAUACCAACGGACGAAAGGCACGGAGGGGACCGCCACCCGUCUGAGUCAGCCGGUGGUGCUGGAGAUGACCAACUUCACGCCAUCGACAAGAACAGUUCGCAGUGGAUCUUCGAGUGUCAGGCUUUCGAUCUGGAGGUUCGUACCAGGCCUCCCUGCAGACCUCCUCUGGUCACGUGAUCUGCACAUCUAACAUGAUGGAGGUGAAGUUCAACGCCGCCUACCGGCUGUCGGUGGAGAGACCCAGUGUUUUCCCAUGCAACGACACAUCGAGGUGACGUACACGCAGCCGUCUUGCGCAGGCGCAGGCGGAAAGAUCCGUCUCUUCUCCCUCCACCGCUCUCCGGGAUCCCUGGCAGCGCCGCUGCAGCACCGCUAUGUCACGGAGCAAGUGGUUCACCCGGACAAAAACACUCUGGCCUUCAGCUGCUCUCACCUGAACCAGACGGUGACGGGCUACUGCUUCGUGUACGUCACCGUGGCUCGCCUGGGCGCCGUGGUGCCGCAGAGGGAGUUGUGUUUGCCCUUCCACGCUGACGCAGAUCUUCCCGAAGAUGGCGGCUGGAGCGCGUGGACCGCGUGGAGUGCGUGCUCCGUGACGUGCGGCGGGGGAUCGCGCAGUCGUUUCCGCAUGUGCAACGUGCCGCCCCCCAAGCACGGAGGGUAUUUCUGUAAGGGAGAAGCCGUUGCUGUCAGUCCCUGUCACGUGGCCUGUCCAGAUGCCGUCCGGCUGACCCCACUGCACUCGCCCCAUUUCGAUGCCAGCUGCGUCUGUGGGUGCACGUUGACGGCCGAGUCUGGGGAGAUCGCCGCUAGCGGUCGCUGUCAGGGCCUGGCAUCGUGGGUCAUCAAAACGGAUGGACGAGGGCAAGUCACCUUGACAUUUCGCUAUUUUGACCUGUUACCUGGCAGACAGUGGGUCAAAGUGCGAGACGGUGAGAUGGAGGAAGAUGAUUUGCUGUACUUCUCUCAGCACCACGCGGUGGCAGGUGAGGUAACAUCGUCGAAGCACGUGCUGCGCGUGGAGCUCAUGACGGUGACCCCACCAGGAGCGUCACCACCUGAUGAUGUCAUCUUCCCCCAGAACGACACCUACCCCAUUCAUCUUCACGGGUUCAUAGCAUCAUAUCACAUCAGAGAACGACAUCCGUCCGGACUUCCAGCACCACUGUACCGCCGCGUGCAGAGCUCCGUGCUGCAGAGUGACGUCACGGUUGUCGGCAUAGUGGUGUGUGCUGUGCUGCUGGCGGUGUUGCUGGGUGUGGCCGUCGUGCAGCGUCUCUACUGGCGCCACCUUCCCAAAUACAACAUGGCGGCCACGGAGGAGAGCCCAGCCCACUGCGCCCACAGCUCUAGUGCCCACAGCAGUCAGCCCUCCAGCCCUGGGCCCCACGUACAAGUGGACAUGGACAUCCCCCUUACGGGUGGCGGGCGCCGGAAGUCCUCGUCAGGCCAGAAAGCUGUCUCGCGUGCGUCAUCCGUGUCGAGCACCUGCAGCGCGACACUAAAAAAGCUGCGCGCGCGUGCUGACGGCGCCGAGUCAUCAGCAGCGUCAAAGGGUGCAGGUGCUGUGUGCAACGGAAGCCCCAAGCCGUCGACCCGCGCCUACACUCCGGUGGAGAACACGUCUCCCCAGGACACGGACCUUGACCCUAGCUUCUUCCGAUCGAGUCCCAUCUUCCGCCACGUGGCUCCGCGCUCGCCCAGAGUGCACCCCCAUGGCAGCAGCGCGUCUGUGGACGCCCCGGUCUCUCCCAUGGCAUCUCCCGUGCUCACCAAACACGACCUGUUGGCCCGCAAGCGCCAGAAGCGGGAGGGCUCAGUAUCCGGGGGCGGCGAGCUGGACAGAGAGGUAACGGGAUCAUCAGGCUCAUAUUCUGUCUCCAAGAAAUUAACGCCUACACUUCCAACUCCGACAACCACCUCCAUCUCCAUCAGACCGAGACCCACGGUAUCGCAAACGCCGACCAGUGGCAAUGGGAACAUGAGGUCACCCUUUGACCCACGACAAAAACCUGUUACCACUCCUUCCUCCCUGCAUCACCCCCUGCCUCUCUCCCUUCAAACAUCCGGUAACACGGUGCGCUCCCCUACAUCGCUAAACCACUCUUUUGUGCCCACGCGAUUCUCUCCGUCAGACGAGAAACGUUCACAACAAACAGCCAACUCCUCUUCUUUAGAAAGCAAGAAUUCGCCCACAAAAAAGAAACAUUUGCCAACAGGCGAGCACUCUACUGUUGCGCCAAAGAUUUGCCAGCAGAUAAAAAGCACUGUCCUGAAGAAAGAGCCCCUAGACAGGAGUGCAUUCUUGAGAGAUUCCGUUCACGAUUUAUCGGCAAUGGCUAGGACGCCAGUCAGCGCCGAGACCUCGUUCAUCCAGACCCGCCCCAAGGCCAGGCGCCCAACCUCCUUGACCGAGAGCUACUCGCUGGACGUCAUCCACGUCCGGUCGCCCAGGUCACCACAGCCGGUGGCAAGCAAGCUGUCGGCCAGCGAGGAGCGCCAGACGUUGUUACCCAAGCCGGACGGCCAGAGCCCAAAGUCGCCGCGGGGAGAGCUCGGUGGGGUGGAGACGAGGACGUCCAGCCCUGGCAAAAGCAGCCUUGGCUCGCGCAGCCUCGGGUCAUUAAGCGCUCGAACUCUGUCGCCCUCACGAAGCAUCGCAACACCAGAGCUGGAGUACGAUGACUUUGUCAUGGACGACCCUUUGUCUUACUUUGACUAUGAAGAAACGUCAAAACUGACAUGGCAUGGGACUGAGAAACUUGGCAGGACAGCACCCAAAGACAACUAAAGGGGUUAAAGUUGUUUGGCUGCUGAUACCGUUAGUUGAAGAGGUGGCUGCAGGUGGAAAGGACCUGGUGCAGGCAUGAAACAGCUGAAAAUAGAGGUGUAGGGUGUAACAAAAAGCACUAGAAAGAGACAACAAAAUUGAGGUAGAUCCAGGGACGAGACAAAAAGACAAGAAAGCAGGCUCAACAAGCCAGUUAAGCGAACAGACAUCACUUUCUAUGACGAUUAUCAGUGUGAAAUGCACAGAUUGGAAAUAUUGUUCAGUGUGUGACCUAGAGAUGGAAAAUGUCAUAUAGAUAGAUGUAAAUUCUGUUUAUAGUGUGGUCUGACAUACAGGUCCCAAGCAUGGUGUGAUAAAAUCAGUAACAAGUGUAGUAGCAAGGACAUGGCUGUGGGCACACAAAAAAGUAUGCAUGUUGUUGGUUGAAGAGAUGACUCAUUUGUGAUCCUUGCUUCACUGGUAGUUCAAGUGAAAAACAGUCUAACCGACUUCUACCUGAAUAACUCUGCAAAGAUUUCAUUACAAAGAUCUCUGGGUGCUCAGGCUGGAUACCCAUGGUUUGGUUCCUACAACAGUGUGUUGGUGUGUGUGCAGGCAACAUCUAGCAGUGGGUAUCCAUGUCAUAAACAAUGCGCUUGGAAUACUUACACCAGUCAAUAAUUGUGUGUCACUUCUGGGAUGACCAAUGAUCUUGGCAUGUCAGUGAGAUGUCAGCAAUCAGGCUGACAGUGGUCAUCAAAGGUCAGGCAGCUGCACAGCUCCUCUCAAUAUUGACCAUGAUUAUGUCAGCUUUCAGUCAGUUAAACACAGUGGCUACAUCAGUCUCUCUUUCUCGAUGACCAGCUGUUUAACCGUAAAAUGACACAUUUAUAGACAUUAAUAAUAACACAAGACAUAUCACAGAAUAUUCAGUGUCAAUAGAGGAAUGUUUACAUAGGCGUUAAGAAGACAACCUUUACAUGAAGGUUACACAAGAAAUGAAUUACAGAUGAGACAACACAAUGCCACUAGAGUCUUUCUGAUCUGAUCAAACACAAUGCUACUGUUUCUUGUGAUUCACUACUGAAUCUGUGUGACAUGCGAGUUCCUCCUCUUUUCCUUACGUACUCAUGCUCAUUUGUUAACAUUUUUACCAGAGUUUCUCACUAUGAUACAAGACUGUUCUUCACUUGUGGAACACAAAAAAGAGAUUAUCAAUUACAUAUUUAUAAUAUUUUUAGAUAAGACUUUAUCCCAGAGGGCAAUUAGAGGCAGCUCUAUAUCGAAGUACAACAAAACAACAACACCACAACAUAUUCAUAUCCAUAUUUUAAUUAGAUGGUUACAGCGUCGCUUUAAAGACAUGUAAUUGUCUAAUUUUUCUCUUAGUUUCAGUGUAUAAUGAUCCUGCUACCACUUUUAUGCAUGAAAGAUGUCGUAUGUCUCUACAAGUCAACUUUACAGAAAAAAAUCAUUGCACUUCUUGACUACUAGCAAAGAAAGUUCCAGUCAUGCUUAUGCUACCCUUGUUUCACACACAGAUUUAUGUGAUGAAUCUUAGCAGAAAGCUCUGUGGAUCAUAAAUGACUUAAGGUUAAAGUUAAAUCAAUAAUUUUAUUAGUUCGUGUUACUAAGUUGUACUGUCACAAAUAUAUUUCCUUUGUAAAUCAACACUUCUGGGGCAUUUUCUUCUGCUCAGUAUUUUCAUCACUCCAGUUUUUUUUCAGUUUAUUAAAAUGUAACUUUGUAUGCUUAAUGUCAGAAUGAUUUCAACCUCAAUUUAUUAACAAUAAUAAUAAAAGAAUUUGUAUGGUGCAUUUCCCUGUUGCCAGCAAGCUCAGUGCACUUUGACAUAAACAAGCUGGCUUAACAAUAUCCCCGUCACUAUUAGACAUACGCAUUCAAGGGGGAUAAUCGUGAUUCCUGAAACACAGAGCACAUUCACAUAUAAAAAGGCACACACGCACACAUGGAGUGGAAAGUAGGAGAAGAAAAUGCCACCAACUGCUUAAAGCAUUCCUAGAAGGCUGUUACUGGAAUAAAGGAAUUAAGUGUUCUAGUCAACUGCUUUGUUCGGUGGUUAGCUAUGUUGAAAGGAAGGUGGUUGAGGGGGAAAUUGGUAUUUUAAGCCAAGUCAGGAACUGACUGUAUCACUGCAAAGCAGCCGGCCCUAUAAACAGGUGACGUGUUCAAAAAGAACAGCAUGCCUGAGAUGAAAUCUAAGCCCAGGACAGCCAAUCUUCACUGUAUUUGUUUGCUGAUUUGAGAAAUUUAUUUUAAGUUUUCAUAAACAAUAUUCAGCUUGGAAAAACACUAUGAGAGGAAAAGAAGAUGGCACUAUCUGGUUUAUCUGUAUAACCUAACAACCAAAUAAAGAAAAGGUUCCAUUUUACCUGUUUUCAUAU
Molecule: messenger RNA, 5940 nt
Organism: Pomacea canaliculata
Lineage: Eukaryota; Metazoa; Mollusca; Gastropoda; Architaenioglossa; Ampullariidae
Cellular component (GO): cell periphery
Source: RefSeq, a predicted model, not a curated record